UUGUUUCCACGUGUCCGAGGAUAAUAUCGUUAAACGCUCGGUUUUUUUUUUGUUUCUCUGGUGAAAAUUUGCAUUAAACGUUGUGUUUUUAUUUGUGUUUUUCUGGAAUCGAUUUUUAAACAAUGGGUAAAGAUAAAAAGAAAUCCAAACAACAACAACCAACAACAGCAGCAGCAACAAAAAUUGUUGUUGAACCGAAUAAAAAAACUGAAAAUGUUGUUGCCGCUCCUGCUCCCGUUGAUGUUAAAAUUGAUUCGGUUCAAGUAAAGCCAACAUCGUCGACAGCUAAAGAAUCAUUGCCAAAAGAAUCCAGUUCGAAAAAUAUUUCCUGUAAAGAUGAAGGAAAAUAUUUUGAAUUAGAAGGUGCCAAAAAUGGACAAGUUAUUGUUAGAUUUCCACCCGAAGCAAGUGGUUAUCUACAUAUUGGUCAUGCAAAAGCAGCAUUAUUAAAUGCACAUUAUCAACAAACAUAUAAUGGUCAAUUAGUUUUUCGUUUUGAUGAUACAAAUCCGGAAAAGGAGAAAGAAUCAUUUGAAAAGAUAAUCGAAGGUGAUGUAGAAUUAUUGGGUAUAAAACCAGAUCGAAAAACCUAUACAUCGGAUUAUUUUGAUUUAAUGUUAAAAAAAGCUGAAGAAAUGAUACGUUCUGGUUUAGCUUAUAUUGAUGAUACUAAUCCAGAACAAAUGAAAAAAGAACGUGAAGAACGUAUUGAAUCCAUUAAUCGUUCGAAUACAAUGGAAAAAAAUUUACAAAUGUGGAAUGAAAUGAUCGAUGGAACGCAGAAAGGACAAACAUAUUGUUUACGUGCUAAAAUUGAUAUGAAAUCUGAUAAUGGUGCAAUGCGUGAUCCAACCAUUUAUCGUUGUAAACCACAAGAACAUCCACGUACUGGUAAUAAAUAUCGUGCUUAUCCUACAUAUGAUUUUGCUUGUCCAAUUGUUGAUAGUAUUGAAGGAAUUACACAUGCAUUACGUACAAGUGAAUAUAUGGAUCGUGAUAUACAAUAUUAUUGGUUUUGUGAUGCAUUAAAAAUACGAAAACCAAAAAUUGCUGCUUAUUCACGUCUUAAUCUUAUGCAUACUGUUUUAUCUAAACGUAAACUGACAUAUUUUGUUGAACAAGGUUUAGUUGAUGGUUGGGAUGAUCCACGUAUGCCAACAGUUCGUGGAAUAUUACGUCGUGGUUUAACUGUUGAUGGAUUGAAAAUGUUUAUUGCUGCACAAGGUUCAUCAAAAGCUGUUGUUGUUAUGGAUUGGGAUAAAAUAUGGUCAUUUAAUCGUAAAGUUAUUGAUCCCGAUGCAUUACGUUAUUCAGCUGUAGAAUGUUUGGAUGCUGUUCCUGUUUUGAUUGAUGAUGAAAUUCAACCGAAUCAAACAAUAUCGGCUGCUUUACAUCCAAAAAAUUUAGAUUUAGGACAACGACAAGUACCGGUUGGUAAACGUUUAUGGAUUGAUCAACAAGAUGCACAACUUAUUCAACCGGAUACUAUUGUUACAUUUAUUCAAUGGGGUAAUUUGAAAAUAACCAAUGUGAAACGUUCACCCGAAGGUUCGGUAAUCGAAAUCAAAGCAAAAUUAAAUUUGGAUAAUAAAGAUUUUAAAAAAACAAUGAAAGUAACAUGGUUAGAAGAUCAAACAAAAAUAUCAGCAUUAUUGGUUUAUUAUGAUAAUAUUAUUAAGAAACCAGUACUUGGAAAAGAUGAUGAUUUUAAAGAAUUUUUAAAUCAUGAUUCAAAAAUGACUAUUGAAGCAUUUGUUGAUGGUGAUUUAACCGGUUUACCAAAAGGUCGCAUUAUACAGAUUCAACGAAAAGGUUAUUUUAUUUGUGAUCGACCAUAUGAUAAAUCAGCAGUGGAUUUUUGUGGUAAACCAGGACCAAUUCAUUUGAUUUCAAUACCUGAUGGUAGUACUGAUUUGAAUAUAUUUCCCAAACGUAUACAAGAAUGGAAAAAGAAAAAUGUUUGGAUUGAACCUCCAGCAGUUUCUUCUUCUUCUUCUUCAACGGUUCAAAAUUCGAAAACUAAUAGCAACAACAAAGAAACAUCGAUUGUUGAAUUGGAUUGUUUGUUACGAAAACAAGGUGAUUUAGUUCGACAAUUAAAAUCAACGAAAGCAACAAAAGAACAGAUUAAAAUUGAAGUUGAUAAAUUACUUUCAUUGAAAAAUCAAUUUAAACAACAAUCAGGUGAAGAUUGGAAUGUUGAUUGGAAACCAAAAACAGCAGCUGCAGUGAAUGAUUCGAUACCGGUAAACAGUGGUGCAGGUGGUGAUGAAGAUGCUAUCGUUAUUGAUAAUCAAAUCCGUCAACAAGGUGAUAAAAUUCGUAAAAUGAAAGCUGAAAAAGUAGAGAAAAAACAACUGGAAUCUGAAGUACAGUUAUUAUUGAAAUUGAAAAAUGAAUUUAAACAAAAAACUGGACAAGAUUGGAAACCAAAUGAUUCAUCAACAGCAUCGGGUAAUCAACCACCGAAAUCAUCAUCAUCGUCGACGACUGACAAAAAUAAAACAAAAACGGAAAAAUCUUCAGCACCGCCACCGAAAUCUUCUGGUAAAGAGAAUAAAAAUCCAAAACAACAGCAGCAACCAAAGCAACAACAACAACAACAAGAUACAGGAUCAAAAUCAAUAAAAAAACAAACACGUUUAGGUAUUGAAACCAGAAAAAAUGAAAAUUAUUCUGAAUGGUAUACCGAGGUGAUAACAAAAGCUGAAAUGAUUGAAUAUUAUGAUGUAUCGGGUUGUUAUAUAUUACGUCCAUGGUCCUAUUCAAUAUGGGAAUCUAUUCAACAAUUUUUUGAUAAAUGUAUUAAACAAUUAGGUGUUGAAAAUUGUUAUUUUCCAAUGUUUAUAUCGAAAAAUGCAUUGGAAACAGAAAAAACACAUAUUGCUGAUUUUGCACCAGAAGUUGCAUGGGUAACAAAAUCUGGUUCAUCUGAUUUGGCUGAACCUAUUGCUAUACGGCCAACAUCCGAAACAGUAAUGUAUCCAUCAUAUGCAAAAUGGAUACAAUCAUAUCGUGAUCUACCAAUACGAUUGAAUCAAUGGUGUAAUGUUGUACGUUGGGAAUUUAAACAACCAACACCAUUUUUACGAACCAGAGAAUUUUUAUGGCAAGAAGGACAUUCAGCAUUUGCAACUGAAAAACAAGCACUGGAAGAAGUUUAUGCAAUUUUAGAUUUUUAUGCUGAUAUUUAUGAAAAACUAUUAGCAAUACCGGUUAUAAAAGGACGUAAAACUGAAAAGGAAAAAUUUGCCGGCGGUCAAAUGACAACAACAUGUGAAGCAUAUGUACAUGUUAAUGGUCGUGGUAUACAAGGUGCUACAUCACAUUAUUUAGGACAAAAUUUUUCCAAAAUGUUUGAUAUACAAUUUGAAGAUCCAGAUAAACCGGGUGAAAAAUGUUAUGCAUAUCAAAAUUCAUGGGGAAUAUCAACACGUACUAUUGGUGCUUUAAUAAUGAUACAUGGUGAUGAUAAAGGAUUAGUUUUGCCACCACGUGUUGCAUGUAAACAAAUUGUAAUUAUACCAUGUGGUAUAACGGCAACAACAACCCCAGAAGAAAAAGAAAAAUUAUUAAAUAAAUGUCAUUGGUUGAAAUCCCGAUUAUUGGAUGAAAAUAUUCGUGUACAAUUAGAUGUGAAUGAACAUCAUUCACCUGGUUGGAAAUUUAAUCAUUGGGAACUGAAAGGUAUACCAAUACGUAUUGAAUUAGGACCAAAAGAUUUACAACAAGAAAAAUUUAUAGCCGUUAGAAGAGAUACGGGUGAAAAAUUAUUUUAUAAUUUAAUGGAUGUAAAUAUUGAAAUGAAAAAAUUAUUGGAACAAAUUCAACAGGAUAUGUUUGAACGUGCAAAAAAGAUAUUACAAGAUAAUAUUUGUAUAACUGAAAUAUGGCCAACGUUUUUAGAACGUUUAGAUCAAAAAUCAAUAAUAUUAUCACCAUUUUGUGGCCGACAACAAUGUGAAGAUCAAAUUAAAAAAGAUUCAGCUAAAGAUGAUAUUUUGGAAAGUGGUGGUAGUGCACCAUUAAUGGGUGCAAAAUCAUUAUGUAUCCCAUUGGAACAGCCAAGAAAAUUAACCGAAAAUCAAUUAUGCAUACAUCCGGAUUGUAAACAAUUGGCUAAAUUUUAUACAUUAUUUGGUCGUAGUUAUUAAAGAAGAAGAAGUGGUGGGGGGAGAAUUGUAAUUUGAUUUUUACAAAACAAAAUUAUUUUCACUCAAUUUUUGAAAUAAAAUUA
Messenger RNA from Dermatophagoides pteronyssinus (European house dust mite), 4237 nucleotides. RefSeq names its product Glutamyl-prolyl-tRNA synthetase (gene GluProRS). Lineage: Eukaryota; Metazoa; Arthropoda; Arachnida; Sarcoptiformes; Pyroglyphidae. Gene Ontology annotation, biological process: glutamyl-tRNA aminoacylation; prolyl-tRNA aminoacylation; translation. Gene Ontology annotation, cellular component: cytoplasm; aminoacyl-tRNA synthetase multienzyme complex. The record is from RefSeq and is a predicted model, not a curated record. Gene Ontology annotation, molecular function: ATP binding; proline-tRNA ligase activity; glutamate-tRNA ligase activity.